Molecule: messenger RNA, 2086 nt
Organism: Chara braunii
Lineage: Eukaryota; Viridiplantae; Streptophyta; Charophyceae; Charales; Characeae
Source: the annotation of a GenBank genome assembly
CGAGGCCGUGUCUGCUAAUGAAGGGGACAAACUCGUAGCCGCCUGGGAUGGUGGCCGCCCCGGCAAAUGUCGAGGACGUGGCAAGACGAAGACAAACACGGCAAUGCCUUGACUCACGUCGAGGGUACCCUAACGACACUGGUGGAGUUCUUCGACAAGGCCGCGAAGAUUAUUGUCACAAACAAGGAGGCUAAGAACCUCCACCAUUCGUCUGCGACAGGCCCGAGCAGAGAUCAGCAUCGACCGAAAGUGGCCGUGGUCGUAGCUGCAACGCCAAUCGACCAAACUAGCGAGGCGGUGUCUGCUAAUGAAGGGGACAAACUCGUAGCCGCCUGGGAUGGUGGCCGCCCCGGCAAAUGUCGAGGACGUGGCAAGACGAAGACAAACACCGCAUCUAGCGCCGGCCCAUCGCAACAGCUGCAGCCCCAUGGUCCCAAUACGGUAUCUCCGAGCAAGCAUACAAGGCACGCACGAGAUUCCAUUAUUGUCUGUGGUGUAACAGCAAUCUCCACGAGACAAUGGGCUGCCCGUCGAAAGGCAAGGGCAAAUUGGGAAACUGAGCACUGUCGGGAGCACAUGCGAAAGUCGAUAGUCCUCCUCUUCUUUAUUCUUUUGAGGACUAUUUUGCCUGGCUCGUUCUUACGUUGUACUCAUGCGCAAGGACAAGACGUGUAUGUGGCAUCGUCUCCGUCGGACAACGGCAACUUAUCGUCUUCACGGGAUUCGGCGCGCGAGUUCAACAUAGAGGUAUUGGACCCGCUCACGUCCGAGGAUUUCGUAUGGCUUCCUGUCCCGACCAUGGGCCGCUUGUCGGGACCGCAAUGCGCAGCAUUAUGCGCUCACCUUCACACGUACUUAUCCUUCUAUGCACCACCAACUUCGCCGACGGAUGACGAAGUCAUGGUGGGGGACAUCCUUGCGUAUGUUACCAAGGUGGGCUGCGAGUUUCGCAAGCAGUGGUACGACGACAACAACGCACCGCCCCUCUAUGUCCGCAUCCAAGUUGGGCAAGCGUCCUGCAGCGCUUUGCUGGAUAGCGGGGCGUCUCGCAAUUUUAUGAGCCAGGCCGUUAUGAAAAAGGCUGGCCUUGGCGCACAAGUUCGAAGGAAGGCAAACCCGACGACGAUCAAGUUGGCGGACGGAAGGACACAGCAACUUAUCGACCGCUACGUUGAGGCCGUACCGGUGGAUUUAGCACCUCAUGCAUGCGAACCGGUGACAUUCGACAUUUUGGACACGGACUUCGACAUUAUUUUGGGAAUGGCUUGGCUUGAAAGUGCGGAUCACACGGUCAACUUCCACCGGCGAACUCUUACCGUUCGCUACGCCUUCGGCUCCGAAUUCGCCGACAUCUUCGAGUCACUUACCGGUGUGGUGUCGGAUCGGCUGAUCUCUCACGAGAUCAUUCCUGAGGCCGGUGUCGUGCCGCCGACAGGUUGCAUUUAUCUCAUGAGCGAGGAGGAGCUUACGGGCCUCCGCGCGCAACUCGAUGGCUUGAUGGACAAGGGCUGGAUCCGCCCUAGUAGCUCCCAUAGGGAGCGCCAGUUCUCUUCGUACGGAAGAAGAACAAGGAUCUACGAUUGUGCAUCGACUUUGCGAGCGCUUUUGGUGGCCCAGCCUUCUCGGCGACGUCACACGCUAUUGCGAGUCAUGCGAGGUUUGCUGACGCUGCAAAUCCCGCAAUCGUCGUACGGCAAGUUGCGACCAUUACCGGUCUCCUUGCGCCAGAGGGAAGCGAUUACCAUGAACAUUACCGGGCCGUUCCCCAAGCACAAGGCCGGUGUGGGUGGGAUUCUUACGGUUGUCGACCGACUCACCAAGUUCGCCAUGUUUUUGCCUUGCCGCUAUCAUGCCAAGGCACCGGAAUUGGCCGAGGUUCUUUACUCCGGUUGGAUUCGAACCAAGGGCUACCCCAAGGAAAUUGUCUGCAACCGCGGCACUCGGUUCAUGUUCGAUUUUUUGUUGGCACUCAUCAAAUGAUGGGUCUCAUCUAUCAAGCCAAGUUUGGCUCGCCUACUUGGUGCGCUUUGCGUACUGCACCCGGAACGCAAGAUGCAAGGCAAGCCGGUAUCUUCAGCUCCACAUC